AUGGACAGCCUUGAACAUGACCUCGAGCACCCCAAGAAACGACGGCGGCGUGAGAUUGAACGGAAGCCACUCGCCGCUCGUCUGGCUUUUGACGAAACGGUCAAGAGCGAUGCUGCCUUGAUUUCCCAGGGUCUCUGGUCCAAACUGACGGGUGAGCGUGAUGACGCACGUAGGCCGACCUCCAACCUGUUCAUUGCUCUUACGCCUUGUUCCCCUCUCCAUACCGAGCUACAAGAUUCCACCUGGACUGUUCUCCCUGCACAGCUCCGCGAGCCACAGUCUUCAGCGGAGGCUUUGGAACUGGUCGAUGUUAUAAACCUUUCACCAAAUUCCUCUGCCUGUCAGUCGAUCCUGAAGACCUACGCGGCAAUCGACCGAGAUCGUCAUCCGGGUCAUGUUCCCAAGUCGAUUGAGAUUCGGGCUAUCGUCACGAAGCCUCUCACCCUCGAAACGAUCUACGUGUCCGUUGAAAAGGGUAUGCUUGAAAAGGUCGACGACAUACAGGCCAAGUUCGGCGGUGGCUUUCAAUAUGGCAGGCAUUUGAAAGUUGACAGACGACCAUCCGCGCCGAAUGGUGUGCUCCAAAAUGUGCCCUCUAUUACCAGUCGACUGGCCUCUCUUGUUCGAGAAGCACUUUCUCAACUGCCCGUAGUGCAUUCGGGAGAUGUUUUUCCUCUGCCACUCCCAGCCCAUCCUAUCACUCACGUUCGACCGCCUCCUGCCAUCGUGGUGGAGUGCGAGCCAGUGUCCCAGGGACAUGUCUCUGCAAAGACUAAGAUUGUUCUGGUCCAGACAGGUUCCUCACAAGAGAAAGCCCUUGCCAAGUUGGCGCCUGUUCAACCUAUAAUCGAAGAGUCCCUUGAAGAUACCGCAGAGGAUACCUCAAAUGACCAAUUCUAUUCAGCAGCCGAGGACAGGCAGACAGAGACAGGAUCAGAUGAGGAUGAUCUGUCCGAUGACGGAUCCGGCACUGAUUCGCCUCACGAAGAAAGUGAUGAGGAUUCGGACUCCAUGGAUGAUAUGAUUUCCCUUAGCGCCCCUGGACUGCCGCCUCAGCAGGCCGGGACGCUGUCGGCCAUGACUGCGGCAACCCCAAGACCGGGUGGGAAAAGGGCCACAGGCACACACACCCCGGGUUCCCUCUAUUCGAGCUUCACCUCUGUGACAGCAAGGGGUGGCAGUCGCCCAGGGAAAGUGUUCAGAACCGAGGCUCUACUUCGCAAAAUCCCUAUUGAGCUGAUGCACCCCCAGCCCAGCCCUGAGGAUGAUGAAGAGUCGUUCGUCUUCAUUGAUACCAGCACGCUUGCCAAGAUUGGAUGUUUUUCUGGCGACUGGGUUCGAAUAGAGAUCGCCAGAAAUGUGAGCUCGCAAGGGUUCCCGCAUUCAGCUAUGAGGACUCUCGGUGGAUUUGCAGAAGAAGAGUCUGACUGGCGAACGGUUAAGGUGUUUGGCCUUUCAGGUCUGGCAAAUCUGCAGCCACGCUAUGCGGUCGACAAGACUGGUGACCGGAGGUCAAGCUUCUCGCAGAGGGACCUACUGUUGCCGUUUUCACCGGCCGUCUAUCUCUCUCCCAUCCUUUUGGCUAAUUUAUCUAAUGCUCAGUACGUCAAACUUGGAUCUUUGCCUACCACCCCUCGGCACGAUCUCAAGUCGAGCCAUCCGCCAAGGUCCAGCACGUCCAAGUCCCCGCCAAUUGCAAAGGAGGUUGUCCUUUCAAAAAUCGCCGAUCCAACGACAACCAAUCCCGCUUUUCAGCCAACUUUAUUCUCAUCCCUUCAGUACCACCUCCAGAGCAAAAAGCGCAUCUUGAAGAAAGGUGAUCUCAUUGCGGUGCCGGUGGACCAGGAGCUGGGAAAGGCCCUCACCUCUCAAGGAGGUCCAGAUGAAGCUCCAAGCGAGGACGAAACGAUAAAACGACUCAACACCCCUGAGACGGUUGGCAAUUCGCGAUUCGCAAUUGCAUGGUUUUCAGUGCAACAGAUUCACGCCGACCAGGCGGGCAAUCAGAGUGGAGAGGAUCAGAGCACAUGGGGUGGUGUUGUCACCCUCGAUAGUCUGCAAACUAGAGCCUCCCAAAGUGGUACAUCCAUCCAAUCUGUCUCGCACUCGACAGAAAUCUGGAGCCGUUAUUGGUUUGGCAUAAACAAACUUCCGCAACAGAACAUACAUCGGAUCGAACAUGUCCCUACAGCAGCAGAUAUACCACCCCUAGACAAACUUCCUUUGGAGACCCGUCUAUCUGGGUUGAUUUCCGCUGCGGUCAGCAACCGUGCUGUCAGUCUAGGGCUUCCCCCCCUCGUCAUAUUGCUCUACUCCACUCAACGACAGAUUGGCAAGUCGUACAUUGCCAAAUCCGCUUGCUCGGCUAUCGGCGUGCACGUCUUCCCGAUAUCUGCUCACGACCUACUCUCUGAGAACGCGUCAACCACAGGUGGUGGGGAUACAAAGACAGAGGCAUUAUUACGGACCAGAGCUGAACGGGCGCUUUCGGGAGGUGCUCAACAGACUGCCUUGCUUAUCCAGCACAUUGAUGCUCUCACCGCUGAUAGAAUGGUGCCUGUGUUACAGGAGAUCAUUUCAGAGUCUCGUGUUUUGAUUGCUACGACCUCAAAAAUCGAUGAUAUACCUGCCGGGAUCCGCAGUCUAUUCUCCCACGAACUGGAGGUAACAGCGCCAGAUGAAAAGGCCAGAGAACUAAUCCUUCACAACGCAUGCGUUUCCAUUUCGACACCUUUGUCGACUACUGUCAAUCUGAAAUCAAUAGCUCUUCAGACCGCGGCGCUAGUAGCUGGUGACCUGCUAGACGUGGUGAAUCGAGCUUCACUUGCACGGUCGACGCGUCUGCUUUCACUCGCAGAGUCUCAGAGUUGUAAUGUUUCCGAUAUCUUCAUCUCUGGAGGCCAAGCAGCCACGCAUCUACUCCCCAGCGACUUCACUCGCGCCAUUGCCGCUGCGCGAUCGAGUUUCUCAGAUGCUAUCGGGGCCCCAAAGAUUCCCGCUGUCACAUGGCAAGAUGUGGGAGGCCUUUCGUCGCAAAAAGACGCAAUCAUGGAAACUAUUUCCUUGCCUCUCACUCAUCCCGAACUAUUCGCCAAUGGCAUCCGAAAGCGGUCGGGAAUCUUGUUCUACGGGCCUCCAGGAACCGGGAAGACUCUGUUGGCGAAGGCUAUUGCUACAGAGUUUAGCCUCAACUUCUUCAGCGUCAAAGGUCCUGAGUUGCUGAAUAUGUAUAUUGGUGAAUCCGAAGCCAAUGUACGACGGGUUUUCCAGCGUGCUAGAGAUGCCCGCCCCUGCGUCGUAUUUUUCGAUGAACUGGACUCAGUUGCACCAAAACGUGGAAACCAAGGCGACAGCGGCGGGGUUAUGGAUCGGAUCGUGUCCCAACUCCUCGCGGAGCUCGAUGGGAUGUCAAGCGGAGGUGGAGGCAGCGACGAUGGGGAUUCCAAGUCGACCUCGAACGCAGGGGGUGUCUUUGUUAUUGGUGCAACGAACAGACCAGACCUCCUCGACCCAGCCCUUCUCCGGCCUGGCCGAUUCGACAAGAUGCUCUACCUAGGUGUCGCCGACACGCACGAUCAGCAAGUCACGAUAUUGAAAGCGCUGACACGAAACUUCACCUUAGCACUGGAUGUCGAUCUGAUGAGCGUUGCACGCCGGCUACCUUUCACCUACACCGGUGCCGACCUAUACGCGUUGUGCAGUGACGCCAUGCUCAAGGCAAUCACGCGGAAAACGCGAUCCGUGGAUGAGAAGGUGCAGCACGUCGGCAAGGCGCGUGGUGAGGAUAUCAGCACGGGCUACUUCUUCGAUCAUUUGGCCACUGAGGAGGACGUGCAAGUUGUGGUAAGCGAAGCCGAUUUUAUGGCGGCUCAGAAUGAGCUGGUUGGCAGUGUGAGCAAGAAAGAACUGGAACAUUUUGAGAGGAUUCGGAAGCUGUUCGAAGAGCAAGAUAUCACUGCGCCCCCCUCAAAAAACGGCCAAAGUGAACCUGCCCCUGCGAUAUUACCCUUGCGUCCCGCCCCGGCGCCAAUGCCAGCUUCCCAAUCGGUAUCGGGUCCUCACGCAGACGACCAACCGAGAGACUCCCCGCUUGAAAUCAAGGACAAGGGCAAGGGCAAACAGAGGGAAAACAGUACACCGAACUCAAAUCACACCCCAUCAUCGGUUUCUCCGACAUACAUCUCAAACUACAACAAAACAGCGGUACCGCGGAUCGGCAAUCCCGACUCCGGCAACUCUUCAGAUGCAGAUAACUCGGACUUUGGAUUCAGCAUGAGACCGACCCAUAUGAACGGGAGUGCGAUCAAUGGAACAAGAACAUCGGUGGAAAACAAGGGGAAGGGUAAAUUGAGGGAGUUGGCCCCGGAAGCAAUGGCUGAUGGAUUUGUGGAUGAUGUCGAGGGGGACGAUGAGGGCCUUUACGACGAUUGA
Messenger RNA from Cladophialophora psammophila CBS 110553, 4431 nucleotides. RefSeq lists its product as uncharacterized. Gene Ontology annotation, molecular function: ATP hydrolysis activity; ATP binding. Gene Ontology annotation, biological process: protein import into peroxisome matrix. The transcript is spliced from 2 exons. The record is from RefSeq and is a predicted model, not a curated record. The coding region runs from base 1 to 4431 and encodes 1476 amino acids. Lineage: Eukaryota; Fungi; Ascomycota; Eurotiomycetes; Chaetothyriales; Herpotrichiellaceae. Gene Ontology annotation, cellular component: peroxisomal membrane; cytosol.